AGUCAUAUCAUAUUGCAAGAAUUGAAUAAUGAAGUAUCAUAUAGCCCUAUUGCGGCUACGGUAUAUCCUGGGUUAAUAUCUGGUCUGUUGACCUUAACUAAUGCUCAUUAUCCAUUUGAAAAUGUUCCUGGUCCACCAAUUCCCAGUCCAGGUCUUCCGCAUUUAUAUCGAUUUCGUCAAAAAUUUCCGGAAACCUGGAUAUUUGAUAAUUUUUUAAUCAAUGAAACUGUCACCAAAUUAACUCUUCCAAUUCCCGACGUUAUAACCACUUGGCGCAUAACAGCAUUUUCAAAUCACGAUGUCACCGGAUUUGGUAUAGUAAAUGGACCCACAGAUAUCACCACCAUACAAUCGUUCUUCAUAUCACUAAAUUUGCCAUAUUCAGUGAAACGUGGUGAAAUUGUCUUAAUACCCGUAACAAUAUUCAAUUAUCUCAAUCAGACUGUAGACGCAGAACUGGUUUUAUAUAAUAAUGAGCAGGAGUUCUAUUUCAUGGAAUCAACAAUAAAAGGAGUGGAAAAAUCAAAUGAAGACCAAAAACAAACGAAACUCAUUACUGUACCGGCAGAUAAGGCCAAAACGGUUAAAUUUCUCAUAUAUCCCAUACAAGCGGGUGAAAUAAGUCUGAGAUUUAUAGCCUCAAGUUCUUUGUAUUCAGAUGCUGUUUUACAGAAACUUAAAGUUGAACCAGAAGGUGUACCCAAACAAAAAACUCAGGCUUUAUAUCUAAGUAUUCCCCAAGGAGAGCAAAUAUCCUCAUCGUUUAGCAUCGAAGAGCCAGUAGAUAGUGUUCCCGAUUCUGAGUAUAUUACCUUUUCUGUGGGUGGUCAUUAUUUAGUGCCCACAGUGGAGAAUUUCCAUGAUCUAAUACAAAUGCCCACUGGUUGUGGUGAGCAAAAUAUGGUGAAUUUUGCUCCCAGUAUCUUAAUUUUACAAUAUCUUAAAGCAAAUGGCAAGUUGUCCAAAGAGAAGGGUUUGGUGGAAAGUUUACGCUCCUCGAUGGAAGUUGCCUACCAACAACAGUUGUCAUUUCGUCAUGAAAAUGGUGGUUAUAGCGUCUUUGGCAUGGGAACCGAUGAGGAGCCCAGUACUUGGCUGACCGCCUAUGUGGUGCGUUACUUUAUUAAAGCUUCUCAAUUCUUAGAGAUCGAGGCGAAAAUAAUUGAAUCUGCUUUGGAGUAUUUGGCUGGCCAGCAAAAAUCAAAUGGGGAGUUUAAUUUCACGGGUUAUUUAUUAGAUCAAAAUCAUAAAAAUGAAUAUGGACUAACAGCAUUUAUACUGCUGGCAUUUUUGGAGAAUGAAAAAUACGCCACCAAAUAUCAAACCACCCUGCAAAAUGGAGUAGAAUUUUUAAAUUCUAAUUUAGAUAAAAUCAACGAUAUUUACGCAUUAUCCUUGGCAGCAACUGUUAUAAAACGUGCUAAGCAUCCAAAUUCCUCAACUCUUAUAAAUCAAUUAAGAUCGCAGUGUAAAGAAGAGAAUGGCCUCAUGUGGUGGUCAGGAAAUGAUCAUAACUUGGCCAACGAUAUAGAAAUUACAGCAUACGCUGCAAUGUCACUGCUGGACACUCCAGGAGACCAUACUUCAAUCCUAAAAUGGCUGAUAGAACAACGUAAUGCUAAUGGAGGCUUUACAUCAUCUUACGAUACUGUAGUGGGCAUGGAGGCUUUAGUGAAAUUUUCGGAAAUUUAUAAAAAUCUUAAAAAUGUAGAUUUAAAAAUUUCCUAUAGUGCCAAAGAUCAGGAGGGCACUGAAGUGGCAACAGAUGAAUUAUAUGUGAACACGGAUAAUAUUUUAGAUUUGCAAAAACAUGAGUUACCUAAAACCACUCGCAAAAUUACUUUCGAAAUACAGGGCAAUGGGGCCUCUUUGGUACAAUUCAAUCAACAAUAUAACAUUAUGAAUGAGCAAGAUUUUCAAUAUUUCAACAUAAAACCCAAAACAAUUUUUAAAAAUGACGAAGAAAUGAAUUUGGAAGUUUGUUUCGCUUACAAAACCGAUUCCGACACUCUCAAUGAAGCUACCAACAUGGUAAUUAUGGAAGCAAAUAUGCCCUCUGGUUUCACAUCGGAAGCAGAAAAUAGUAUGUCUUUAAAAGCAAACAAACUUGUGCAGAGAAUCGAAUCAAAAAAUUCUGAAUCAACGAUUGUUUUAUAUUUGGAUAAAUUGGAACCAAAUAUUAACCAUUGCAUAGAAAUUCCAGCAGAUAAAAAGAAUGAAAUAUUAAUGCCGAAACCAGCUGCCAUUAUAAUGUACGAUUAUUACAAUCUGAGUCGUUCAAAUACGAAAUUUUACAGUUUAUAA
Messenger RNA from Calliphora vicina (urban bluebottle blowfly), 2304 nucleotides. RefSeq names its product CD109 antigen-like. Lineage: Eukaryota; Metazoa; Arthropoda; Insecta; Diptera; Calliphoridae. Bases 493 to 2304 code for a protein of 603 amino acids. The transcript is spliced from 5 exons. The record is from RefSeq and is a predicted model, not a curated record. Gene Ontology annotation, cellular component: extracellular region.